This is a messenger RNA of Hemicordylus capensis (graceful crag lizard), 695 nucleotides long. Its product is annotated as hemoglobin subunit alpha-1-like. The transcript is spliced from 3 exons. Gene Ontology annotation, biological process: hydrogen peroxide catabolic process; oxygen transport. The record is from RefSeq and is a predicted model, not a curated record. Lineage: Eukaryota; Metazoa; Chordata; Lepidosauria; Squamata; Cordylidae. Gene Ontology annotation, cellular component: blood microparticle; hemoglobin complex; haptoglobin-hemoglobin complex. The coding region runs from base 16 to 561 and encodes 181 amino acids. Gene Ontology annotation, molecular function: peroxidase activity; heme binding; haptoglobin binding.
CCGGAGGCCCCGGGGAUGGGCGGGGCGCCUCCAGCCGAAGGAGGAGCGGCGAUCGAGGCGGGGCCUCCCAGCCCAGAUAUAAGGGCUGUCGAGGGGCUCCCUCGACACCGGAGUCUGAGACCAACUGCCACGAUGCCCCUGUCCGCCGCCGACAAAGCCAACGUGAAGGCCGUCUGGAGCCAUGUGAGCAGCCAUCCCGAGGCCUUCGGCGCCGAGUGCCUGAACAGGCUGUUCGCCUCCAACCCCUCCACCAAGACCUACUUCGCCCACAUGGACACCAGCCCUGACUCGGCCGACGUCAAGAAGCAGGGCAAGAAGAUCAUCGACGCGCUCACCCUCGCCGUCAACCACAUGGACGACCUGCACAGCGCCCUCGGCCCGCUGAGCGAGCUGCACGCUCAGAAGCUGCGGGUGGACCCCACCAACUUUGGGUUACUGAACCACAACAUCCUGGUGACCAUCGCCGUCCACAACGGAGGUCCCCUCAAGCCCGAGCUGCAGGUCUCCUGCGACAAGUUCCUCACCCAGGUGUCCAAAGAGCUGACCUGCAGGUACCGCUAAGCGGAAGGAGAGCGCCCCGCCGGAACCGCCGCGCCCGACAUCGACGCCUCCCUACCUACCCUCCGUCUCCGACACCAGCAGCAGCCGCAGCAAUCCGCGCCCCAGUCGGCUGCAAUAAACUUGUUGGCCUCUGA